AUGGUCAACAUAACCGCCAACAGCACCGAUGCUUUGUUUGAAUACACUGGCACCUGGUCGAGAGAGGCGAGGACAGAUCCCACUUAUAGGAUCUGGAAGGGCGGAGACAGCCUACAGCUUCGCUUGGACGCGUCAGAAGUAUAUCUUUUCGGAUGUGCGCCAGGCAACGGUUCCAGCAUAACUUUCGAGUUUUCAGGUAGUGGUGUUAUCGUAAAGGGACUAGGUAAUAAGUCAAACAUAAAUGCUGCCUACAAAGUAUCUGUCAAUGGCAAUGCAAGUGCAGCACCCGGAACUUCGGACUUAUGGGAAGCCUAUGCGCCCGCAAACCAAGCGAUUACUCUGUAUCGAAAUAUGAGAUUAGGCAACGAGUCUCAAAGCAUUACUCUUUCGGAAAUACAACUAGCACCCGAUUCUUCGUUCUGCGUACUACGUGCGAAUGUUUCCAGCGUGAAUAGACAUGAAGACACACCAUCCAGCCCGUCGCCCACGGCCGAUGAUUCCCAUAACUCAGUAUCAAAGUCUCUUUCCAGUGGCAAAAAGGUUGGUAUAGCGGUCGGCGUGAUUAUCAUAGUCGGUAUCAUAGUAGGAGGCAUCAUACUAUUUUAUCGUCGGCGCAUAGCACACAGGGCAACCACUUGGGACCCCAAAAAAGUGAAAUAUUGCUCCAAGUGUGGAACGGCAAUCACAGACCGAUAUCGUAUGGAAUGCGUUCAAGCUGGAUCCUGUGUCCAAGAUGUGGAUCUCCAUCUAAAAUGUCAGGAUUGGAACGAGCCUAAGAAUCACAGUCAUGAAGUGCAUAAAGUCCUCAACCGUCAAUAG
Molecule: messenger RNA, 819 nt
Organism: Rhizoctonia solani
Lineage: Eukaryota; Fungi; Basidiomycota; Agaricomycetes; Cantharellales; Ceratobasidiaceae
Exons: 6
Coding region: 1-819 (272 amino acids)
Source: RefSeq, a predicted model, not a curated record